This is a messenger RNA of Chelonoidis abingdonii (Abingdon island giant tortoise), 1858 nucleotides long. NCBI's taxonomy places the organism in Eukaryota, Metazoa, Chordata, Testudines, Testudinidae. The record is from RefSeq and is a predicted model, not a curated record.
AGCUCGGCGAGCUUCGUCCCGAGGCGCCUGCCCGCCGAGCCCGGGGGACAAUGCCCGGCGGGGGCCGGGCCGAGGUGCGAGUGUCGUUUGAGGACGUUGCAGUCUAUUUCUCCCCGGAGGAGUGGGCAGAGUUAGCGGAAUGGCAGAGGGAGCUGUACCAAGAUGUGAUGAAGGAGAAUUACGAGCUCAUCGCCUCCUUGGGGUGUCCGGGUGCCAAACCAGAGAUCAUUUGUCAGAUGGAGCGUGGGGAGGAGCCGUGUGUGCGGGAGCCCCAGGGCUGGAGAGAGAGGAGAGCCCCGAGCCCCUGCUCAGCAGGUGUUGGCAUCACCAUUAAAAAGGAAGAGCAGGAAGAGGGAUAUGUUGGUCAGGAAGAUCCCGAAGCCCUGGCACCGUGGAGGACCGUGUCCGGAAUAGUGGGGGAGAAGGGUCUCCAGCUCUUGGAACUAAAGAGCUGCAAGAGCGAAAGCGGGUCCCACCAGAACCCGAGAACCCAGGCCGGAGACCUUCAGGGGAGACGAACCGGGAGGGUGGCAGAGAGGCCUCAUGCGUGCCCAGACUGUGAGAAGAGCUUCAAGGACAGGACAGCUCUGAUAAUCCACCAGCGGAUCCAUACGGGCGAGAAGCCCUUUGCCUGCGCCGAGUGCGGGAAGCGCUUCACGCAGAAGCAGCACCUCACCACUCACCAGCGCACCCACACCGGGGAGCACCCCUUCUUCUGCGCCCAGUGCGGCAACAGCUUCCGGCUGAGGAAGGUCUUCCUGACCCACCAGCGGGUCCACGCAGGGGAGCUGCCCUUCACCUGCACCGAAUGCGGGAAGAUCUUCAACCACAAGCACCACCUGAUCACGCACCGCCGCACCCACACGGGCGAGCGCCCCUUCCCCUGUGCCCAGUGCGACAAGCGCUUCACCCAGAAGCAUCAUCUGCUGAGCCACCAGCGCAGCCACACGGGCAAGCGGCCCUUCUCCUGUGCCCAGUGCGGGAAGAGCUUCAAGGACAAGACACCGCUGAGCAUCCACCAGCUCGUGCACACCGGGGAGAAGCCGUUCUCCUGCGAGGCUUGCGGGAAGAUCUUCAGCCACAAGCACCACCUGGUGAUCCACCGGAGAACCCAUACUGGCGAGAAGCCCUUCACCUGCGCCGAGUGCGGCAAGCGCUUCACGCAGAAGCACCAUCUCGUCAGCCACCAGCGCAUCCACACUGGAGAGCGCCCCUUUGCCUGCUCCCACUGCGGGAGGAGCUUCAAGGACAAGAUCACCCUGAAGCUGCACGUCAGGCUGCAUACCGGGGAACGGCCCUUCGCCUGCGCCGAGUGUGGGGAGAGCUUCCGCCUGAGGAAGGUGCUGCUCACCCACCAGCGGGUGCACACGGGGCAGGCCCCGCUGAUCUGCACCGAGUGCGGCAAGACCUUCAAUCAUAUGCAGCGCAUGGCCAUGCACCAGACGAGCCACCAUGCCCGGCAAGGGCCGUUCCGGAGAGCUCAGCGUGGGGAGAGCAGCUUGGGGAGACCACAGCUCCUAUUGCCCCAGCAGGGCCAGCCUGCUGACUGCUCGGCACACGCAGCGACCUUCCAGCCGCCAGUACCCGGCGGCUUCCCCUGUGCCACAGGCAGAGUAAGUCCUGGGCCUGACAAAACACCUUCUGCACAAUUACACACAGAGCCGGCCCCGCGGGAUCGCCCAGAAGAAACCAUCUGACUGCCGAGAGCAGGGAAAGCGUCACUCACAAGCGCAGUCCGAACCCCUCCAGUCCUGUGCAAUGGGAGUCGUUAAUCCAGCAGCACCCUCAGCAGCACAGUGCCCAGGGCCGGCUCCAGGCACCAGCUUUCCAAGCUGGUCCUUGGGGCGGCAAUCUGCAA